CCAAGAGGGUUAUAUGGUUUCUCAGCAAAACAAAGGAAACAAAGCAGUACAGUUUCUCUUUUUUCCAGUGUUCUUUCCUUCUUUUUCAUCCAGCGUAAAGUUACUUUUCUUAAUGGUCAGAAAUGAGUGAACAACCAGAAAAAAACAAUUCCACUGAAGAAGAACACACAGAUCAAAGUUCUCCUGAGAAAAACUGUGAAAUCGGACAAAAGCAACUGCAACAGAUAGAGCGGCAGUUAAGAUGCUUGGCAUUUCAAAACCCCGGACCACAGGUAGCAGACUUCAAUCCUGAAACUCGAGAGCAGAAAAAGAAAGCCCGGAUGUCAAAGAUGAAUGAGUAUUUUUCUUCAAAAUGCAAAGUUGUGAGGAAGUAUGACAAAAGCGGCAGGCUGAUCUGCAACGAUGCCGACCUGUGCGACUGCCUGGAGAAGAACUGCCUGGGCUGCUUCUACCCCUGCCCCAAGUGCAACUCCAACAAGUGCGGGCCCGAGUGCCGCUGCAGCCGCAAGUGGGUGUAUGACGCCAUCGUCACCGAGUCUGGAGAGGUCAUCAGCAUGCUGCCCUUUAACGUCCCGGACUAGGAGCUGUGACAGAGGAAUUGAUUCGUUUCUCCUCCUUUACAUUUAAGUCAACCCCUUUCUUUUGGUGAAUUCUAGGGCUGGGGGGAAAAUGUUGGAAAAACAUACUUAAGAGGCAUGUUCUCCAAGCUGUAGAAUAAGGUAGCAUGGGCAGUCAUUCUGUAACCUUCUCACCGCCGCCUCUCGGAUUUCUUCACUUGCACCCAAAGAGUGUGAUAGUGAGCGGACCUCAGUUUCUCUCACCAGUGCUCCCAGCUGCACUCUGCCCUCACACUGAAAGUCUCUUUCCUCUUCGCUGGUAUCUGAAAAAUGUAAUUUUAAGAUUUUCAGAACUCUGUAGCUGAGAGGUUUUUUUUAUAACAUAGAACUAUAAAUGUAUGAUCUCUAGUUACCCUGAGAAUCAUACACAUCACUAGUUCCAAAUCAGAAUUGCUAUUUGGAUUUAAAACAACAAAACUUGUGACCUUGCAUUGUAUAUUCAUAAUCUCAUUUUAUUGUGAUUUUAAUAACAUUAAAAUUAAAUUUGGU
Messenger RNA from Phyllostomus discolor (pale spear-nosed bat), 1106 nucleotides. RefSeq names its product ADP ribosylation factor like GTPase 14 effector protein like (gene ARL14EPL). Lineage: Eukaryota; Metazoa; Chordata; Mammalia; Chiroptera; Phyllostomidae. The transcript has 4 exons. The record is from RefSeq and is a predicted model, not a curated record. Bases 123 to 581 code for a protein of 152 amino acids.